Apiotrichum porosum is the source of this 183-nucleotide messenger RNA. RefSeq lists its product as uncharacterized. Lineage: Eukaryota; Fungi; Basidiomycota; Tremellomycetes; Trichosporonales; Trichosporonaceae. The coding region runs from base 1 to 183 and encodes 60 amino acids. The record is from RefSeq and is a predicted model, not a curated record. The transcript has 4 exons.
AUGCCUGACCAGAUCACCAGCCACGGCCAGAACAGCCGUGGAUACCACUACUCGAACAGUAACGGCUCGUACUACUACCAGAACACCAACGGUAGCAGCUACUACAACAGCGGCAGCGGUUACAGCCAGUACACCUCGCCUUCGGGCAACGCCUCGCAGUCUUACGGCUCGAGCAAGAAGUAA